Molecule: messenger RNA, 460 nt
Organism: Molossus molossus (Pallas's mastiff bat)
Lineage: Eukaryota; Metazoa; Chordata; Mammalia; Chiroptera; Molossidae
Gene: SDHAF4
Product: succinate dehydrogenase complex assembly factor 4
Exons: 3
Coding region: 37-363 (108 amino acids)
Biological process (GO): mitochondrial respiratory chain complex II assembly
Cellular component (GO): mitochondrion
Source: RefSeq, a predicted model, not a curated record
GGCCCGGGCCAGAUCGGACGCUGAGCCGUCUGCGCCAUGGCCUUGUGCGGGCUAGCGGCGUUUCUUGGUCGCGCGCGGGCCCCAGCGUGGAGAGCCGCAAGAUCCCCCCUUCUGUGUCAUUCUUUGAGGAAAACAAGUUCUUCUCAAGGAGGAAACUCUGAACCUGUCCAACAAUCCCUCAAGAAGCCAAAGUUACCACAAGGUCGUUUUGAUGCACCAGAAGAUACCCAUUUGGAGAAGGAACCACUGGCAAAAUUUCCAGAUGAUGUUAAUCCUGUUACCAAAGAAAGAGGUGGACCCAGGGGCCCGGAACCUACCAGAUACGGAGAUUGGGAACGGAAAGGACGCUGUAUUGAUUUUUAAGCCACAUAUUCUUUAACUUCAGUAUCUUUUUCUGAAUACAUACAACUGAAUUAACUUAUUUCUGAUUAUUUCUGUAAAUCCUUCAAUCAUCUAAUUU